GCAGGGUGGUGCCAGAGACAGGGAAAGGUAUAAAGGUCACAGCACAGAAUGACAGAGACGUGAUCUCUGAAAUUCUGAGAAGCGCCCCAUUUCCUCUUUGCUGUCUCCAGUAAAACGUCACCUUGACCAUGAAGGCAACUGUUUUUUUCCUGCUCCUCUCCCUGGCACUCUGCUGCUACCAAGGAAAUGCUGAGACGGGUGGAGCUGCUGGCCCAGGAAUAGAGGCAAGUUGUGGCAAUUAUGACCUAAGAAGAGGUUGUACAAAGAUCUUUGAUCCCGUCUGUGGCAUGGACAACUUCCUAUACGGCAAUGAGUGUCUGUUGUGCUUUCAUAACCUGAAAAGAAACACUAACGUGCGCAUAAAGAACAGGGGAAUGUGCCAAUAGCCUUCUCAGCGCUCCGAGACUGCUCAAAACUAAAAGGUGCAACCGUCCCGGAGAAGACAGCACAAAGCUCUCCCUCCCCUAUACAAACGCCUAAUAAAACUGAAGCAUUGCCAUGU
Messenger RNA from Columba livia (rock pigeon), 502 nucleotides. RefSeq names its product serine peptidase inhibitor Kazal type 1 (gene SPINK1). Lineage: Eukaryota; Metazoa; Chordata; Aves; Columbiformes; Columbidae. Gene Ontology annotation, molecular function: protein binding. The record is from RefSeq and is a predicted model, not a curated record. The transcript is spliced from 4 exons. Bases 129 to 386 code for a protein of 85 amino acids.